Messenger RNA from Babjeviella inositovora NRRL Y-12698, 3064 nucleotides. RefSeq lists its product as uncharacterized. Gene Ontology annotation, molecular function: protein phosphatase regulator activity; protein phosphatase binding. The record is from RefSeq and is a predicted model, not a curated record. The transcript has a single exon. Bases 41 to 2863 code for a protein of 940 amino acids. Gene Ontology annotation, cellular component: cytosol; nucleus. NCBI's taxonomy places the organism in Eukaryota, Fungi, Ascomycota, Pichiomycetes, Serinales.
CCCCAAACCCCCCUUCACUCUUUUUCUGCAUCCCGCCGCCAUGUCCGGCUCAUUUUGGCGCUACGGCAACGGCUACAACGCCAUCUCGCCCAUCACCACAUUGCUCGAAAAGGCGAAUAACCCGGACGACGCGGAGGACUUGCGGUUGGAAGACUUGCUAGACGAGUCUGAGCUCCUUCAGGAGUUGAUGUCCUCCAACUCCGCCUUGAUCGAGUAUUUGCGCGAUGCCAGCGUGUUGCAGCGCUUGGUCGAGCUCAUCGUGAAUGACACGACACAGGAUGAGGUGGAAGAUACCGAGGAUCAUGAAACAGAGUUUGAACCACAAGAGCGUGAAAUGCAGAAUGAAACACGAGAAGAGAGCAAAACUGGUGUAAUUGAUGACGUCAAUACUAGCGCGGAUUCCAACACAGAUAUGGAUGCUAGUGCUAAGACUGAUGCUAAGAUUGAUGCUGGUGCUAAGAUUGAUGCUGGUGCUAAGACUGAUGCUGGUGCUAAGACUGAUGCUGAUGCUAAUGCUGAUUCUGAUUCUGAUUCUGAUGCUGAUGUUGAUGCUGAUGUUGAUGCUGAUGCUGAUGCUGAUGCUGAUGUUGAUGCUGAUGCCAAUGCUAAUGCCAAUGCUAAUGCCAAUGCUAAUGCCAAUGCUAAUGCCAAUACUGAUUCCUCGGCAAUUGUCUCUGAUACAGAGGAUGCAGAAGCUACAGGCUCGGCUUCGGAUGACGAAUCCACUGAAACCCCCCAGGAAGCACAAACCAGACGUGCGCAAAUUGCCGCCGAGGUCCUCAGCGCAGAUGUCUGGUCGCUCACCGACGCAUUCAUGGAAAACGUCGACUUGCUCGAGCACUUGUGGGGUAUUCUCGACAAUUCUCCUUUGAGCAUGACCCAAUCCACCUACUUUAUGAAGAUCAACGAGCACCUCCUCGACAUGAAGAUGGACGAGAUGAUUCAGUUCAUCCUCCAGCAGACCAACCUUGUUGCGCGCUUCACCAAACACAUCGACAACCCUCCCUUGAUGGACUUUUUGUUGAAGGUUAUUUCCACCGACAAGCCAGAAAACUCCACCGGAAUCAUCGAUGUGUUACAGGAACAGGGCUUGAUUCCGUGCUUGAUUGCAUUUUUGGCGCCAGAAGUCGCCACCGCGACGCAAUCCGCUGCCGGCGACUUUCUCAAAGCGUUUGUCACCAUCAGCGCCAACUCCAACGCCGACAACUCCACCAUCGGGCCGAACGAGUUGACGCGCGAGUUGGUCAGCGAGCCCAUCGUGAACGAGCUUGUGCGCUUGAUGUUAUUCGGAGGCACCGGGUUGGCCAACGGGGUGGGCAUCGUGAUCGAGAUCAUCCGCAAGAACAACAGCGACUACGAUUACCUCCAGGUGUUGAACGUGACGGUCGAGAGCCACCCGCCGUCACCACGUGACCCUAUCUACCUCGGGACGUUGGUGGAGAUCUUCAGCAAGAAUCUCCACCGUUUCAUCGACAUGUUGACGGUCACGUCUGCCAAGCUCUUGGAAACGCCGUUCGGCGCCAUCGAGCCCUUGGGCUUCGAGCGCUUCAAAAUCUGCGAGUUGAUCGCCGAGUUGUUGCACUGCUCAAAUAUGGCGUUGCUCAAUGAGGUUUCCGGAAAGGAGAAGGUGCAAGAGCGCGAUACGGAGCGCACCCGGCUCAAAAACUUGUACCGCAUCGCGUUCAAGUUUAAUGAAAUGUACCCACCGUACUUGAAUGAGGACGAGCCCGCCGACGACUCGAUAUUGGGCGAUUCGCUCGCCACGAACCACGGCUUCGGCAGCAGCGAGUCGGUCGAACUCCACGAAAACCUCUCAACCAGCUUCACCACAUUAGACAUCCAGGAUGAUGAAUUGCCCCACAAUGUGCUUGAGGAGCUCGAGACGCCUCCGCCGGACCCCGCUCCCGUUUUUGGGACCCCGGACAUUCACGCGGAAAUUGAUACCGACGCGGAUGCUACGUUCGAUGAGUCGUUUGACGAGUCGCUCGUGAUCGAGCACGAUAUGCAAGAGAGCGCAUUGCGCCGCGAGCCCGUGGUGGGCGACCAGUUGAAGAUUGCGUUAGCCGACAACAGCGUCGUCAUCUCAAUCCUCAACAUGUUCUUCCGCUUCCCGUGGAACAACUUCUUACACAACGUGGUGUUUGACAUCGUGCAGCAGAUCCUCAACGGCAGUAUGGACAUUGGCUACAACAAGUACCUUGCGAUUGACUUGUUCGGACGCGGUUCCGUGCACAAGAUGAUCAUCGACGGCCAGGCCAAGUGCGAGACGUACGAGCAGGAGUCCGGGUUGCGUCUUGGUUAUAUGGGCCAUUUGACAUUGAUAGCGGAGGAGGUGGUCAAGUUCACCCAGAUGUAUCCGCCGGGCACCCUCUCCGGGGUCAUUGACGACAGUGUGAGCCAGCCAGAAUGGGAGAACUACGUGUCCAAGACAUUGUACGACACGCGUGAGCGCUACAACGCGAUCUUGGGUGGCAGCGCCGGGUUCGACGAGGACAGUGUGGUGGAGGAGCCCGAGGCGGAGGAACCUGAGGAAAACGGCGACCAGUUCUCGCGCUACAUGUCGCAGGAAUUGAGUAAUGACUUCCCGACGGCGUUCGGGUCUAGCGAUGAGGACGAUGAGGACGAUGAGGUGACGGGCUGGAGCUCCACCGAGUACUCCAAGUUCAACGCCAGCGGCGACGCCCAGAUGUACGAGGACGACUACGAGGACCCCAACGACGAUGGCAACAGCUACGCCAAGAAGGACCAUCCGUUGUACGCGCCGCGCGCCGAGAGCAGUGAUGAAGAGUUCGACAGUUCGUCUGACGAAGAGGCUGAGCAGCCGAAGUUGACUAGAAGCAACAGUAAGGGAGAGGCUGAGUAAAGUGAUGUAAUAUACAAAAUAGUGAAUUAAGAAAAGGCGGGAGGAUAGGAAUAUAACGGUGGGACAUUGAGCCGGUAUUGGUUAAAGCGAUAUAUCGGGUUACUAUUACCCAAUCAUAUCUCAAGCUCAAUCAGAUCUCUAACUCAAUCAUGUCUCUAUAAUGCAUGUCCAAAUACGAAAAUUAAAAAUGGUGAGCGGUCA